AUGGACGACGCCGGCGAGAUCCACCGCGGGUUCGGGGGCCUGCGGCGGGGCGGGAGCUCGAACGCGUUCUCGCGGUCGUCGCACCGCGCGGACGAGCAUGACGACGAGGAGGCGCUGCGGUGGGCGGCGCUGGAGCGGCUGCCCACCCGCGACCGCGCGCGGACGGCGGUGCUCGACCACUUCCCCGGGCGGGACGACGGCGUCAGGGCGGUCGACGUCGGCAGGCUCGCCCCCGGCGAGCGGGCCGCGCUGCUCCGGCGCGUCGCCAGCGUCGCCGACGACCACGGCCGGUUCCUCGCCCGGUUCAAGGAGCGCGUCGACCGGGUCGGGAUCGAGCUGCCCACCAUCGAGGUCAGGUACGAGAACCUCUGCGUGGAGGCCGAGGCGUACGUCGGGAGCCGGGGCCUGCCCACCAUCCUGCAUACCUACGCCAAUGUGCUCGAGGGAAUGGCAAAUUCUCUGCACAUUACACCAAAUAGGAAGCAGAAAAUAUCAGUCCUUCACAAUGUCAGCGGUACCAUCAAGCCUCACAGGAUGACCUUGCUUUUGGGUCCUCCUGGUGCCGGAAAAACCACGCUACUCCUGGCGUUGGCGGGGACGCUCCCUUCAAGCCUUGAGAUGUCAGGCAAAAUAACAUACAAUGGGCAUACGAUGGACGAGUUUGUGCCCAGGAGGUCGGCGGCUUAUGUGAGCCAAAACGAUCUGCAUAUCGGUGAACUGACGGUUCGUGAGACGGUCAAUUUCUCUGCAAAAUGUCAAGGAAGUGGUCACCGAUUCGAUCUGCUGAUGGAGCUAUCGAGGAGAGAAAAGGAAGCAAAUAUCAAACCAGAUCCAGAAAUAGAUGUCUACUUGAAGGCUGCUGCAACAGGAGAACAGAAAGCUGAGGUGGUCACGAAUCACAUACUAAAGAUCUUGGGAUUGGAUAUGUGUGCCGACACAAUCGUAGGAAAUAACAUGUUGAGAGGAAUAUCAGGAGGGCAAAAAAAGAGAGUAACCACAGCUGAGAUGCUCGUCACACCAGGACGAGCCCUUUUCAUGGACGAGAUAUCAACUGGACUUGACAGUUCGACUACCUUCCAGAUUGUGAACUCCAUCCGGCAAACCAUUCACAUUCUUGGAGGAACAGCAGUUAUUUCCUUGCUGCAACCAGCACCUGAGACAUAUGAAUUGUUUGACGAUAUAAUUCUCCUCUCAGACGGUCAGGUUGUCUACAAUGGCCCCCGUGAACAUGUGCUCGGGUUUUUUGAAUCAGUGGGUUUCAAAUGUCCCGAGAGAAAAGGCGUAGCUGACUUCUUGCAGGAGGUGAAUUUCAUUUUUUGUUCUAUCAAGCUUUCUGUAAUUAUGCAUUUGCUACUGUAAAACCCUGAAAUAUUCAAAUACCUUUCGAAAUACAAAACUAGAGAUAUCUGGCAAUGUUUUGAUGCAAAGUUUGUUGAUGAGUGCAACAGGCAGAUCAUCAACAUAUUUUAGUAUUUUGUACAUGAUUUGCUCGGAGAAAUAGAAAAAACAUAUUUGUACAAACCUCUGUCCCAAAGUCAGAUUUUCUAAUGCUAGGAUCACAAUUGUCUACAGUGCUGAAGUGGACUGACUAUAAUUGAAAUGUGGUAUGCAGGUUACAUCAAGGAAAGAUCAGAGACAGUACUGGAUACACAGUGACGAGACAUACCGAUAUGUUGCUGUGAAGAACUUUGCAGAGGCAUUUCAAUCUUUCCAUGUUGGUCAGGCUAUAAGAAGUGAGUUGUCUGUCCCAUUUGACAAGAGCAGGAGCCAUCCUG
Aegilops tauschii subsp. strangulata is the source of this 1775-nucleotide messenger RNA. RefSeq names its product ABC transporter G family member 53. The record is from RefSeq and is a predicted model, not a curated record. Gene Ontology annotation, molecular function: ATP binding; ABC-type transporter activity; ATP hydrolysis activity. Lineage: Eukaryota; Viridiplantae; Streptophyta; Magnoliopsida; Poales; Poaceae.